Molecule: messenger RNA, 2523 nt
Organism: Ruditapes philippinarum (Manila clam)
Lineage: Eukaryota; Metazoa; Mollusca; Bivalvia; Venerida; Veneridae
Product: interaptin-like
Cellular component (GO): Golgi apparatus
Source: RefSeq, a predicted model, not a curated record
AAAGAGAGAGAUGAAGAAGCUCAGAAGAAAGAUAAAGAGCUACUUGAAGUGAAUGCUAAAUUGUCCAAGUUGAAACUUCAAGCAAAAGCUAAACAAGCUAGGGAAGCCAAAGAUGCAAAAGAAUCCAAGGGAGGUAAAUCUGUGUCCAAAAAGGAAGCAACAGAAGUGGCAGAAGAUAAGGGUACUGGAGAAGAUGAAGGGCAAGCCAGCAGGGCAAAGUCUCGACUACUGAAAAAGAAACUUGAGGACAAGGAUCGGAUUAUAAAAGAGAAAGAAGAGAUUGUGACCUUGAAGGACCAGCAGAUAGAAGUGAAAGAGAAGAUAAUAGCGGAGAGGGAGGACAUUAUAUCUACACUUACCAGACAACUUGAAGAUAAAACUAAACUUAUGGAGGAAAUGAACAAUCAGGGGACAACUGGGGAUGAUUCUGAGGUGAGGGUACAGCAGAUGUAUGCUCAAAUAGUUUACAAAGACAAGAACUUACUCGAACUCAACAAUAAAAUCCUUGAACUGGAGAGACGACUCAUUGAUCUACAGGAAUUUAUUGGAGAGAAAAAUGAAGUUAUACGUGGCAGAGAUAAAGUUAUACAGGUUUUACAAUCGUCUAUAAAAGAGAAGGAUCAGAGUGUUACAGAUCAUGCAAUGCUCGUUACUAAACUUACAGGGAAGGUUGAAAGUAAUGAUGAAGUACUGGGACAACUCCGAGAACAGGUGGACAAAUCUGGCCAUGAUCUUCAACAAGAAAGAGAAAGAUUUAACCUUCGACUUACAGAAUCUCAAAAAUAUUUUGAAGAAACAUUAAAAGAGCAGGAAGAAAGCCUUGCUAAACUUCGUAAAACAAUAACAGAUAAAGAAGGUGAAUUACUGGUAGCCGAAAAUGAUUUGAGAGAAUUAAUUACCAGGCAUGAAAGAGAUAUACAAAAAAUUAUGUCGAAAGGUGAAGUUAAUAUUCAGGAUCCUGUGAUUCAAAUGUUAGAACAGAAACUAAAAGAUACAAAUGAAGUUUUAGAAGGUAAAAUAAAGGUUAUAGAGGUCCUUCAAAAAGAAUCUAGUCAGAAAGAAAAAGAUUUAGAGGAGAGUAGAGAAAUUCAGAAAAGUUUUAAAGAAAAGCUACAACAAAUGUCAGAGCAGAUGAUGUUGUUCCAAGCUAAUUUAGUAGACAUGGAGUCACAGUGGCAAGUUGAAAGGAAAAAAUAUGAGCACAAAAUUAGUGAACUUGUAGAAAAACAUGAACAGGAAAGUACAGAAAAAGACAUUCAAAUACAAAGUUUGAAGUCUUCAGCUGAUCAGUUAGAAGGUGCUUACAAUCAGUCAGUAACACAGUACAGUGCUUUACAAGAGAGAUAUCAUCAAUUAGCAACAACAGGUGCUAGAGGAGAAACAAACGAUAAACCAGCAGAUAUUCAUAAAGGUGGUGGUGGGGAUUCAGAAAACAUUGAAACUCUUCAAGCUAUGAUGAAGGAGAAAGAUCAGCAGUUAGAGGAAUUAGAAUGUUUAAAACAGAAAUCUGAAAGCUUGACACAAAUGUUCAGAGAAAAACAAGAGGAGAGUGAAAAAUACAGACAACUUCUAGAAGAUAAAGAGAAAGAAUUAGAAGUUUUACAGAAAGGUGCUACUGAAGAUUCUGGUGCUACUAGUAAAGGAGGGGAUACUAAAAUGCUGAAAAUGAAGGCCCAACUAACUGCCAAGGUUAAAUCUCUAGAGAAAGAAAUUGCUCAGUUGAAAAAGGGUUCAAACAAAUCUGAUGAACUGGACAGUUUAAAGAAUGAACUUGCUGGUAUAACAGAGGAAAGAGAUUCUCUCUUAUCAAAACUUGCCAACUUUGACCAACUUACUUCACUUAAAGAGGAGUUAGAACAAAAAAUCAGAGACUUUGAAAAGAAAUGUGUAAAUCUGGAAGAAAACAAGAACCAGUUGACCUCUGACCUAGAAACAAUUAGGUCAGAAAAAGAUCAGCUACAAGAGGAGGUCACUAGUCUACAAGAGACUUUAAAUCAGUCUCAAAAAGAAACAGAGAUUUCUCAGAUGCAGAAAUCCAGUGAUCAAGAAAAUGAGAUUGAGCAGAAGAAAUCAGAGAUUGUUCAAUUACAACAAGAACUCAGCUCUGUUAGAGAAGCUCUAGUUAGAGAAACAAGUUUGACAGAACAGCUGAAAGGAGAAAAAUCGUUGUUAGAAGAGAGAGCAACUGAAGCUGCCCAACAAAUAAAAGGUCUGGAGAAGACGAGAGAAGACCUUGAAGUAGAGAUUGUAAGUUUAAAUAGAAAGAUAACAGAUGAACUGCAACAAUCUCUGAAUGAUGCUGAGACAGAUAAAGAUCAACUCAAACAUAAGCUGGAAGAACUGCACACUGAGCUAGAGUCAGUGAAGAGUUUAUCAAAGGAGCAGAAAGACAACAUAAACCAGUUAACUGUUACCGUAGAAACUCUCACAUCUGACAAACAUGAGCUAGAAACUCAGAUUACCUCCCUUAGUAAUACAUCAACAGAGUUGGAUAAUAAGAUGAGAGAUACAGAAGCUGAGAAG